This is a messenger RNA of Puccinia graminis f. sp. tritici CRL 75-36-700-3, 294 nucleotides long. RefSeq names its product U6 snRNA-associated Sm-like protein LSm3. The record is from RefSeq and is a predicted model, not a curated record. The transcript is spliced from 5 exons. Gene Ontology annotation, cellular component: P-body; precatalytic spliceosome; Lsm1-7-Pat1 complex. Gene Ontology annotation, molecular function: RNA binding. NCBI's taxonomy places the organism in Eukaryota, Fungi, Basidiomycota, Pucciniomycetes, Pucciniales, Pucciniaceae. The coding region runs from base 1 to 294 and encodes 97 amino acids. Gene Ontology annotation, biological process: P-body assembly; mRNA splicing, via spliceosome.
AUGGCCGACCUGAGUGGAGAUGGGGUCGAAGAACCGUUCGAUUUGAUCCGUUUAUCGCUCUCCGAACGUGUGUUGAUUAAGCUCAGAGGUGACCGAGUACUCAACGGAACCCUUCACGCUUAUGAUGGACAUAUGAAUAUGGUACUUUCCGAUGUCAUUGAAACAAUUACGGUAGUCGAGCCGGCCGCAAACCCGGACGACGAGCCGAUAAUCCGGACUGUCAAACGGAAUUGUGAGAUGCUAUUUGUCAGAGGAGACGGAGUGGUUCUGGUUGCCCCACCGGCGAGGACAUGA